UCUCUAUCUCCCUCUCUCCCUCUGUCUGUCUGUCUGUCUGUCUGUCUGUCUGUCUAUCUGUUUCUCUCUAUCUCCCCUUCUGCCUCUCUCUCUCUCCCUCUGUUUCUCUCCCUCUCCCUCUCUCCCCCUGUCUCUGUCCGUAUGUUUCCCUGUAUAUUUCUCUCUCCCUCUCAUAUAAUCCACUAUAGGCUAUUGCUCUCUCUGUAUCUCUACACUCACUAUGCAUUAUUUUUCUCUAUCCUUUACCACUGGAGAUUUUAGUGUGGUGACCAGAUGGGUUUUCAACUCGUUAGUAGGAGACAGAUGUUUUUUUAAUACUAGUAUCAACAAUACUUUAUUCUAUAAUCUUACAUAAUACUUAUUCAAAUACUUUAAUACUACUAAAAUAAUAAUAAGUUAUCUGUCUUGUAUUUGCAGAACCAAACUGACUCCCAGUCCUCCGGCGCCCUCUAGUGGCCCCACGGGUUAGGUCAGGAAGAAAGUCGAUGCUGCUUGUUGUGGGUUCUAGUCGUUUCCAGUCAAUAAAAUAGUUUGACCAACUCAAUAAUUACGCCAUGGAUCUGAAUACAAUAAUUAGUUCCUGUAUUAAGUGUUUUUGUCGCUGUUCUCCCGGACUUCAGAGAGAUAAUGUCAGUGAAGCCUCGGACAGAUGGACGGGCGGACAGACAGGUGCGGACAGACAGGUGCGGGCAGACAGGUGGGGACUGAGCGGUCAAGAGGACGCGUGUGUUUGUUGUUUUGGGCUGAACAGUAAAGAAAAGGGCAAAAAGAGAAAAUAUAAUCGUCUACCGCUAACGAUGAUAUGAACAGGGACGGGGAAUGCAGAACAUCGCUGCAAGAAAGAGAGCAUGGACGAGGAAAAGCAUCACCAGCUCUUUGGGAAGUAGGACUCAAAGUCCGCUGAACCGGAGAGACCAUCGUUGCAGGGCGGCCACCGACCGGAACGUAGGACGGACCGGGACAUGCGCACGCAGCUGUCCCCAGACGUGCGAAGUAUCCGAGGCUGAAGAUGGUCCGGUCCAUACGGGAUCAGUCUCGGCACUAACCCACCACCAACCACCACAUACCACCAACACCGGCUCCCAACUUCACCGUCGCCGCCCGUCCAGAGGCAGCCGUCGGCGUGUCCGGGCAGACCCGUCGCUCUCCGUCCAGCCCCCAGGUCUCCCAUGGUUUUUCUGCGCCAUGUGUCUGUCGCUCUGUCGGCCGCGGCGGCUGCUCUGGGCUCCGCGCUCUUCCUGGCGCUCAACUUCUUCUACCAGAGGGAGCUGUGGAGCCCCCAGGCCGAGUACAGCAUGCUGACCGAGGAGUCGCGGGCGGAGGAUAAGAAGCAGCAGGUCCUGGUCCUGGGAUUGGACGGAGCCGGGAAGAGCAGCCUAUUGCACUGUCUCACCUUAGGGGGCGGGGCUCCAGGGGGCGUCGCCAGGCCGGGGCACCGCCGUCCAACCAGAGGCUUCAACUUCAUGAGCCUGCGAGGCUCCGCCCACCAGCUGGACUUCCUGGAAAUCGGGGGUGACCAGGAGCUGCGGUGCUAUUGGCUGGAGUACCUGAGGAAGACGGACAUCCUGGUGUACGUGGUGGACGCCUCCGACCGCCAGCGCCUCCCGCUGGCCAGACAGGAACUGCAGCUCCUGCUGAAGAUGGAGCGGCAUCUGCCAGUGGUGGUGCUGGCUAACAAACAGGACCAGGCCGAUGCGUUGGGUGUUACUGAGCUCCACGAGGGGCUCUCUCUGGGCUCCGUGACCCAGGACAGACGCCUCUUCCUCCUGGACCAGCUGGGGAGUGCCGGUGUCGGCCUGGAGGCCCUGCAAGACCUGCUGCUGAAGCUGCACUGAGGAGGAGGAGGAG
Molecule: messenger RNA, 1848 nt
Organism: Gadus macrocephalus (Pacific cod)
Lineage: Eukaryota; Metazoa; Chordata; Actinopteri; Gadiformes; Gadidae
Gene: arl10
Product: ADP-ribosylation factor-like 10
Molecular function (GO): GTPase activity; GTP binding
Source: RefSeq, a predicted model, not a curated record